Molecule: messenger RNA, 330 nt
Organism: Ceratina calcarata
Lineage: Eukaryota; Metazoa; Arthropoda; Insecta; Hymenoptera; Apidae
Exons: 2
Coding region: 1-330 (109 amino acids)
Source: RefSeq, a predicted model, not a curated record
AUGUCAACCUUGUUAUCUCUUCUCGAUUUGGAUUCGCCUCGCGGUGAUGGGGUGAGGAUCAAAUCCCCAAAACCACAAGUGGACGCAAUUGGUUCACCAAAGAACAAUGAGUCAUCCGUUGUGCAAUCAACUUACACUGAUUGCAGGAAUCUUAUGCGGAAAGCCUACGCAAGGAAGGGAUUAGACGUCUCUUCAAUUGACAUAUUGUUGGCCUCGUUAGCAGAAAACACAUACAAGCAAUAUGAUUCCGUCGUACGAAAGUGGUGCUUAUUUUGUGAUAGUAAUAACCUACAUAUCUUUAACUCUGUUACGUCCCGGAGACGCGGGUGA